CUAUGGCUUCUGCAUUCUGCCUUAUGGCUCCUGUAAUUUUACGUUCUUCCACCUUUAAGAACGUUAAUCGACGCUAAAAACUUGCGUUUUUUUAAUACUUUCGAUUUGUAAAAACAUGGAGAAUUUAACAAAAUCUACCGAAGAUACUAAAGAUGAAGAUAACGUCGAAAGAAUUACAUGGAAAGAUUUAGGACUCGUGGAUACUCUCUGCAAAACAUGUGUAGAUUUAAAAUGGAAAGAACCCACCAAAAUUCAACAGGAAGCUAUUCCUUUGACGCUUCAAGGCAAGGAUGUGAUUGGACUAGCAGAAACUGGAUCUGGUAAAACUGCUGCUUUUGCAUUACCUAUACUACAAGCUUUAUUAGAGAAUCCUCAGAGAUAUUUUGCACUGAUACUAACUCCAACGAGGGAAUUAGCAUUCCAAAUCUCAGAACAAUUUGAAGCAUUAGGUUCCAAUAUAGGUGUGAAAACUGUAGUGCUGGUAGGUGGUAUGGACAUGCAUGCACAAGGAAUGAUACUGGAAAAGAAACCUCACAUCAUCAUCGCUACACCUGGUAGAUUAGUUGAUCACUUGGAGAACACAAAGGGGUUUAAUCUGCGACAGUUAAAGUUUCUGGUGAUGGACGAGGCGGAUCGCAUCUUGAACAUGGAUUUUGAAGUGGAGGUCGAUAAAAUUCUUCGAGUGAUACCGCGGGAAAGAAGGACGUUGUUAUUUUCGGCAACCAUGACUAAGAAGGUGCAGAAAUUGCAACGCGCGUCCCUACGGAAUCCCGUGAAGGUCGAAGUGUCUACCAAGUAUCAAACUGUGGAAAAACUGCAACAAUAUUACAUAUUUAUUCCAGUGAAAUUUAAGGACGUGUACCUUGUACAUAUCUUGAAUGAAUUGGCAGGCAACAGUUUCAUGAUAUUUUGCGGAACCUGCAAUAAUACAGUGAGAACUGCUCUGCUGUUACGAAACCUGGGAUUCAUGGCGGUUCCAUUGCACGGGCAAAUGUCGCAGAACAAGAGAAUCGCCGCUCUUACGAAAUUUAAAGCGAAAAACAGAUCUAUAUUAAUCUCAACGGAUGUUGCUAGCAGAGGUCUUGAUAUUCCACAUGUAGAUAUUGUCAUCAAUUUUGACAUCCCUACGCACAGUAAAGAUUACAUACACAGAGUAGGUAGAACUGCGCGUGCAGGUCGAUCAGGCCGUUCUAUCACAUUUGUUACGCAAUACGACGUGGAACUGUAUCAACGAAUAGAACAGUUAAUAUCAAAACAAUUGCCGUUGUAUCCUACAGAGGAAGAAGAAGUAAUGUUGCUGCAGGAGAGAGUGAGUGAGGCGCAACGAUUAGUAAAAAUGGAUAUGAAAAAUAUUGAAGAGAACAAAAAAUCGGGUAAACGGAAACGUGGUGGCGACAAUGAGGAUGAUGACACGGAACAAUCUAUUGGAGUAAGAAAAAGAGUGAAAGUAAAGACCAAAAGAAAGUAAUAAUUAUAAUAAUGAUUCAUUCAUUAAUCGAUUUUCUUAAUAUUAUAAUUGUGGCAAAUCAAUAUAAAUCUUUAUCUAACUUAUUCUAAUUUAAUUUAUCUCCAUGGCAUAUCGAUAAAUAAGAAUAAAUUGAAUUAAUUCUAACUUUAAUUUAAAUACUUUAAUUUAAUAAAAAUAUAAUUAAAUUGAUUAAUUUGAUUUAAAUAGCAAAUAUAAAUUAAAAUUCGAUAUGGGAACAUUUAUCAUGCAGUACAAAUAAAAAUUUCUUUCUCAUGUGACUCAUUUGUUUCUUCGCGGUACCCAUAUUACGUCACAACUAUUUUGACUAUUUAGUUCAAGAUUUUUGAAAACAAAUUAUGGAUGGUGUUAAUGACACUAGUAAAAAUACUCCCAUAAGAAUUGAAUUCAGAAACGUCCUGUUCUCUCUCUGAUAAAGUUUAUACAAAUAUUGAUUAAUAUUUUGAAAAGCCCAUCAAAGAUUUGUCACUGAUCCGCCAGGACAUAACACCCUUCUAUCCCUUUUCAUUUUUCAUCUCUUUUGUAAUGUUUCCUACCCCUUAUCCUGUUCUCAGAGAUAGAUUCUCCUAGAGAUAAAGAUAGAACCCCCUUUCCAAAAUAUUUAAUAUUUCCAUAAAACAAAGUGAAAAUAGAUUGUAAGAUAUGUUGUUAAUAUUAAUUACGAUUAAUUUUGAUAUAAUAAAAUCAUUUUCUGCGUUCUUCAAAAUUUGCAUUACUAGAUCACUAUUUUAUUUUUGUAAGUCUGUUCUUAUAUUAAUUUAAUAUCCAGCUGAUCUCGCAGCAUUUGCAAAAGGUUUUAUUUCGCAAUAAAGUUUAUAUAUUUUGUGUAAUAAUAUUGUGUGCCAAAUACUUUGAAUCAAAUUAUACGAAUAUGAAUUAUACGACUGCAAUAAAAUAUAGACCGUAAAGAUGCAUCUAUGGUUUAAUAGUUUAAGGAUUAAUUCGAUAAUAUGCAAUUUAAUUAUUCAGAAAUUUAAUUGCCUUUUAUUUUACUAUUUCACCUAUAAAUCAAGAAAUUAUUUUUUUAUAAUUCAUGUUUUUUUAUUGUACAUUAUGUAUCUUCUCAUUGUGGAGCUAAGCUAAUCUUGUCUGUAUCGUUUCAAUGUUAAUAUAUGUACUACUGAAGCAAUUA
Molecule: messenger RNA, 2618 nt
Organism: Monomorium pharaonis (pharaoh ant)
Lineage: Eukaryota; Metazoa; Arthropoda; Insecta; Hymenoptera; Formicidae
Gene: pths
Product: probable ATP-dependent RNA helicase DDX47
Exons: 8
Coding region: 116-1468 (450 amino acids)
Molecular function (GO): ATP binding; nucleic acid binding; RNA helicase activity
Source: RefSeq, a predicted model, not a curated record